AUGAAUCGACCGAUUCUCCUCGUCUUCUGUUUGGCUCUUCCAUUCUCGGAGGCCGUUCUCAAGUGCUACACCGGUUAUUCCAUUAUGAAAGGUAGGCGGGCGGGCAAAUGGAAGUGCGCUCUAUCGCGAAUUCAGGUAGCACGAUCGGAACAGAAACGAAGGAUUGCGGCAAGGAAACUGACUACUGCUACAACGGCACCGCCGACAUUUCGAGCUUCAGCAAGUUCCAGAAGGCCGGCUGCAACACUGUUAUUUGCCAGGUCUGAAAGUCUGGAAGUGGGGAAAAAGUUGUCAGCAUUCGAUUUCAGUUCCACGCGAACAAGUGCUUCGAGCAGCUGGUUUCGGGCCAGAUGCUCACGUUCUGCUGCUGCAACACGGGCGAUCUGUGCAACGGCGGAGCGGUUACGGUAUGCGCCCGUGUUUACGCAAAAAGUCGGACUUUCUGAUGUUUCAGGAUUCCGGAUCUUUGUUCGAUCGUGGUCUGUCGGUUCUCAAGGGUAUCGUGUCGGCAGGCAAAAAGUGA
Caenorhabditis sp. 36 PRJEB53466 is the source of this 523-nucleotide messenger RNA. The record is from the annotation of a GenBank genome assembly. Lineage: Eukaryota; Metazoa; Nematoda; Chromadorea; Rhabditida; Rhabditidae.